UCCAUCUUAUUCGUUUCAUCUCUUAUCAUUUCCCCAGGACACUCACACUCUUAAAAACAACUUCCGUCUACGUUGAUAAAGGUAACCAUAUUCAGUCAGUCACUACUUCAUGAGUACCCAACCUGACCUCUACACAUUCCGCUUCAUGUCCUUUUCAAACCAAAUAAAGCAAAAAUGUCACAUAGCAAUCUAGGAGAGCACGCCAAACUAUCCAGGGAAGAAGUCCGCUACAUUAUCAAUCAUGUGUUUCUUCCACCACAGUUGCCCCAUGGGGACGAUUACAAGGUCCAACAUGAAGAGACAUUACUAAAGAUAGUCAUUGAAGCUCUCUCCAUGUUUAGAGGCUAUGUCGAAGGACACGAGACCGAUGCUGUGGAUUUAGCAAUCACUACCAUGCAGCACCUUCAUCAGAGUCACAUUUUCACUGGAAGUAAAUUAACUGUUGACGAAAAAGGACUCCUCGAGGCCUUUCAACUCCUCAGUCAGGAAGGCAUGACAGUUGCAUGUCAUGUUCAAGCGCAAAAUUGUGCCAUCAUGUUCUCGAAAUCAGGUACAUUCGUUCAUGUCGAAAUGUUCGAACUAUCUGCUUCCAAUCAAGCCGUCAUUUCAACGAAAGGGAGACUGCGUCGACUAUUCCCUGGUUCGGCAGUUUCUGUCCCCUUUUCUAUCUUCCAAACUCGCGAGUUCCAAGAUACACUGGCCUGCACCCUUGACAAGAUGACACAUCAAUCAGCUCAUGGUGCUCAGCCUCAGGUCCAGAAAGCCAAAGAGAUGCAUGAGGAACCUCGAGAUACUACGCACCCAAAGAUGGUCACUGAGCUCUUCUCUGCAUUCCUACUAUCUGUGGGCGAUCGACCGGAAGUGACCAAGAUCUGGAAGAAUACUCGUGAGGAAGUGUUUUGGAGUAAUUCCAAAUUGCCGUGGCAUAGGUCGGCGUUGUGGCUACUCAUUCGUGUUGUCUUACAGCUUAUAUUCACACGAUCUUCAUGUUCAUCUUCAUGUCCGGAACAUACGUACAAAGCGUUCAUGAUAUGCUUCAUGGCUUAUGUUUUGGAACGAGUACCAAAGGACCUACCAAGCGAUAUCUUGGUAGCCAUGAGCGCCAAAGUCUCCAGACGGUACCAUAAAAUCAAUGGGCCUAUCCCCGGCCCGAUGAUGGACUUUGUUAAGUCAACUUUAUUAGCUACGAACCAGGCUCUUCGGGAUCGAUGGUCGCAGGUUCAGGAACAAAAUCGAACUCCCAGCAAUCUAGAGAGCCUUGGCGACCUUAAUUUUGAUAAAGAUACUCACAUCUCUCCCGAGAAACUUGUCAAAUUUUUGGACAGUAUAAAAGCACGCCAGGAAAGUGACCAUUCCGUUGACGUCCCGUUAAGCUGCCCCCUUGACAGCUAUAACAGCUCCCUGCUGCCUUCACUUGCAUCUCCCCCUUCGAAUGGCGACGUGAUGUAUAGGCUAGCAGCAUUCGAGUCUUGGGUGGCUUCUCACCUGAACGCUUGGACAGUGGCUAAACAAGGAGGUGCCGAAACCUGCCGGGUUCUGGGGUACUUGAUUGAAGAUUACUACCAUGAUGCGUCCUCAAAGUACCAAGGCAACCCCGAGUUAAACUCCAUUAUGAUUCUUACCAUACUUGAACUGUGGGUUGCAUCCGAUAAAUCAGCAAGAGAAAGUUACGAAUUACUGGAAGAAUACAAACCAGGGAUACCUCAGAGCCUGUUCUUGAAUUUAAAUUUGCCAACGAGAGGCCAAAUGGCGAGGCUAUACGAUGUCGAAAAAUAUCUCAAAGAUCGCGAAUCUAGAGCUCACUUCCCUUAUGAAGCGCUUAAUAGUUUUGGUAGCGACAGCUGCUUUUCUGUGCGCUUUUUCGACCAAUCUCCUGAACAUCAGGAGCUACGCGCUUCCAUCGUCGACCAGGCGAAUCGUGAUAGGGAAGCAAAGUGCGAAGAAUUCCAAAGAAAAACAGACGAGUAUAAGGGCCUCCAACUCAAGCUCCAAAAUAUUAAGCAUACGAAGGACCCGAGAGUCAAUCAAAGCACGGGUGUUUGUGAAGAUUUGUGUGCUUGGAACUGUGAGAAAUGUGCCGUUGAUGAACAGGCCAACAGUAUAACAAUUAACAUACACGAGUGGCCACUUCCCAGCAUUAAUUUACAGGAAAAGUCAACUAUAUUUGAACUCCAAGUGCCUUGCGCAUUUGGCCAGUGGCGUGACACUACGGUGUUCGUCCUUUCCGAUGUCCUGAAACUUGUCACGGAAGUACGUUCGCAACCGGACUAUAACCUUAAGUUAAUCGACUACUUGACUUUACGCGCGCACUUCAAGCCCUUUGAUCCAAUGCAACGUCAACGAAUAAUGUUGUUAUCCGACACCAAGCCUCAUCAGAUGACCCAUCGAAAUGCGAAAAAUAUCGCCACCGUGGUCCUGGACGAAGUCUGUCUCAGGAAUGGUCUAUCGUUUCGAUAUUAUGAUAACUCGAAGGAUAUUUUUGUCUCUUCAUUCAAAUGUACAGAUAAAUUAGCCCACCUGUGCACGUACUCAUUGCCAAAAGGACAAGCAGGCGAGAUGUCGCCGAUACAGCCAUUUAUUCAUCGGGUACCAUCAAAGCCCAGUGGUCCGUCGCCGAACGAGGUCAUAGCCACUCAAUCAAACUGCCCUCUAUAUAUUUCUCUUGAGGAAUAUAAGGCACUUACAUCUCUUCCUUUGGGUUUCCUGAUUCAAUGGCAAAAUAUCUUGUUGCAACUCAUAUCACCAAGCAUAGAUUUCAAGAAGGAAGAGACCGCAUUGAUUAUUUCGCAAUGCAUCUACCAAGUCGGACCCCAGAAGGGACACAGCGUGUUAAGAGAUAGCCAUAUAAUCCUCGCCGACGCACAGUUUUCCCGUGCCUUACUGGAUAACCUGGAAAAGGCAUUUUUUAGGGUUAAAGAGAAUUGGCAAUCUUUUCAAGCACAUGGUAUCUUCGUUUCCAUAGCUAGACGUCUACUUUCGCUGGCAUUUUCGCAAAGCAUGAAAGACAGAUGUCUCAGAUUCUUGGCUGAUAUUCGAAAGAUCGCUUCGCAAUGGAUUUACGAUUUGGAGGAUAAAAUUCAACGCGCCGUAUGCGAUAGCACGAAGGAUGAACUGCGAGAUAGAUUGACCAAGAUAGCGUUGAUCUGUGCGGAUACUUUCAACGUCGAGGAAGAGCAUCUUCGCAGGCUUUUGUCCGUGCCCGAUUCCGCAUGCGCUAUGAUGCGGUGCAGUAUUGUCAUUCAUGAAGGGCAAAACUGCAUUCCAGAAGAACCAUAUACCUGGACGAGUAUUAUGCAUCGAAGGUGGGAGAGGCUUUCAUAUAGAGCUUUUGGUGUUCUCGCAGAAGUGAUAACGAAUGGCAGCCCAGCAUUAGAUGAUGCUAUCAAGAAGACUUGGUCUGCAUUUCCUGCUAAAGGAGAAUGGACAAUACAAAAGGAGCCUCACCAUCAUUGGAUUGUCAACCGGUCUCCUCUUGAUAGCGGGGAUGGCGCCUUGUACGUCCACUUCAGUCUCUUGACUGGCAAACUACUUGUCAAUGGCUCUCCUCUGGGCCGACUACCUCGAGAAUAUGAAACGGAUUACAUGUAUUCCAUACUAUUUGGAAAAUCAAUUCUAGAGGUAGUGCCAAGUCCAGUGCCUGGGAUGCGAUUUAGUGCAAAAAACACGUUCAACACACAUAAUCUGGAUUUCGGUUUGGAUAAUCUGGAUUUCGGUUUGGAUAAACAAGCUCAGACACUUCUCAUCCGAGCAGUAACCAAAGAUCAAGCGUUUGAACUCGUCCCCUGGUCUGUUCUGCGGGGCUCAUUUCCAACAAUAUUUGUUGAAAACUUUGUCCAUUGGUACAGCGAAUCUGAUGACUGUAUUGAGUUCUGUCCUAAAGAGCAACCUUGGACUCACUCCGAGGAUAGCUGGAGAUUAGUACGUUCGGGUGUAUCAGGCAAAAUCUGGCGACUACGCAAAGGUAACUCCUUGCUCGUCGACUUUGCCAGCGAUACUACGAAAGCAGUGUUCAAUACACAUUUGAAAUACCUCGAAGACGUCACUUGGGCGCCAAUCAUAUUCCAGGACAAUUCUUUAAUCAUCGAACUUCCCAGGUUGAAGUUAGGGUUCUAUCUAAAGCAGGGAGAGACUUCAAUAUAUUCCCAGCAAUUCCGAGGUAUGUCGAUAGAUGAAGACCAGUCCAUUGGGACACUGGUUGGCCUCCAGAGGGGCAAGCUUGUGUUGAAGGGCAAUAAUAAUCGAGUUCGGCGCAAAGUCCUUAUCUCAAAUGGGAACGUAACAUUUAAGAAGCAUGACAAGCACAUAUGUGUUAGCAUUGACAAGCAAUCUUCUACGAAGGUUUACACUUACGACGUUGACGGAUUAAUUGGGAGGCUCGGCAACAAUGGAAAUUUGCAGGGCAGAUUACUACUUUCAUACCUCCACGCGCUCACCUCUUUUCCCUUGCCGGAUCCCUUGACAAGGAAAACAGGGACGGAGGAGGCACUGUCUAUCUUGAAAUCUGCUGCUGUGCGGUCUUUCAUACGGCUCACAGAGGAUAACCUUGGGCUACUAGAGAAAAUUGCCCUCCUCACCCCUGCGAGACGCUAUUACCCAGCCAACCUAACAGAAAUGCAGGUUGUUGAUUGGAACUCAGACCUCGGCUUUUUAGCCCAGCAUAGUGGGUUUUACCAGACUGUGUUCUCUAUAUUCCGUCAAGCCAAUGAGUCCGCAUUUUUCGACCCGAGCUCAUAUGUUUCUCCGCCAGUUCUACAUAAAGUUGAAGAGAGUCUUCUGCUCCGUGAUGAUAUUCGUUCAUCUACGUUUCGCGUCUCGGGUUACGGCGCAGAGAGUCAUACUACAUGCUUUGACAAAGUCUAUCAACCUAGAGACAACAACCAGUCUUCUAAAGGGGCUUAUCGAGCUUUUUCUAUGUCAAGAAUCGUAUUGCAAGAUCAGUUCAGCCUAAGCGAGAUUGUUGAGGAGGAUUUGGGAGGAUAUCUCUGGAACUUCCUCUCCGAACACGACAUACAUGGGCCUAAGUCUACUGAAACUUCGUCUCAAAGUGUUAAACUAACUUAUGAUUCCGGAUUGCUUCUUAAUCCAGCUCGGUUCGUAGCAGAACACUGGAUUCGAAUACACCAGGCAUUGGUUGGCAGGGAAGCUAAGUUUAACAAAUUCAAAGUCAUGCUCUGGCUUUCCACACUUGCAUUCAGUGAUGAUACCGAUAUGAAGAUUAUGCAAGUUCUGGCAUCCUUCUUCAAAAUCCCUGGAAUGGCUGCGAUUAGUCCACCAGAAGCUGAUAUUUUUCAGCUGCCCCUCGGUUUUUCUCUUGGCAGUUCAACUUUAAACAAAGCUAUCGAUGAGGCAUGUUUCUUGUUCUGGGAAAGUCCUGAAGCUAAACUAGAGACACUUCCGGGUGAGAAUGAUCAUGCUGCUGCGAGUCGACGAUGCCGAGCAUUUGAGACCAACAAAUCGAACGCAGCUAUAAAUCUUAAACAUCAAUUCGAACUUCAAUGGCCGUGCGAGAGUCCAAUUCGUCCUCCAUACCUUGAAUUAGAUGGCGUGGAAUGGUGGCGGUAUAUACACGCAGAUCAAGCCGUACAUAGAAUGGCUGAGAUAUUCAGGCCACGCUAUCACAACCAUCUAUUCAUGGAGUAUCUCAACCAGAUCAGUCAUAGUGUUCCUCGAGGCGUCUUUCAAGCUAGAAUUCCUACACUUAGUUCGCCUGAUCCUGGCUGGAAUCGUCCGACUAAUCCCGGGUUUAUCAGCAAUGAAGAAGUAUUCAUCCCCGCAGCGCCUGCUAUAUUACCAUGCAUCAUUGACGAUAUGACGCAAUAUGUGUCCUUGGUCGGCGACAGAAUUACAGAGAAGUCGAAUAUUCCUCGGCUGUUGUUGAGGUUAGAUGAGCAAAUGGAAUCUGAAUACGAGAGACGCUACGUAUCAGAUCUUAAGAAUAGCGCCCAGUCGCUACAAGGCUUCAAUAAAAGCAAAUGUUUGACGAAAAACAUACAAGAGAUCGAGGGAUUUCUUAUCUGCCAUCGUGGUAAUUGUCAGAAGGUCGUGGACGAGACUUAUAAUAACAUGGUCAACGCUAUUAUUUCUGACCAAGGAAGCGAACAAUUUACUUCACGAGCUCUUCUAGCCUCAACCUACCAAUGGCCAAGGCUUUCUCCAUGCUUCUUCUUGCAACACCUCUGUCAAAGCAGGUGGCAGAAUUUACGAAAUGACUGGAAGAACUGUAUAGUCCAUUACGCGGUAGCCAUUUCUCAGCUACAGAGAGCAGAUCGUCUGCUCAAUGCACUUAACAAUCGGUCUAUCCUAAUUAGCGAACUGGCAAACCCUGGUCAUACGAACUGGCAACCUCGGGAUUACCCAGAAUCACUACUCCUAGAAAUAGAAGGCGACCUUAUGAUCCGUCCAGUCCAGGAGCAAAUUGCUAAGACUAUGAGAAGCUCCGAAGGGGAUAAAAACGCCGUCAUGCAGUUAAAUAUGGGCGAAGGGAAAUCAUCUGUCAUCGUACCCAUGGUCGCGACAGCUCUCGCAGACGGCUCUCGCUUGGUUCGGGUAAUCGUUGGAAAGCCGCAGUCUAAGCAGAUGUACCAAAUGCUUAUCUCUAAACUCGGAGGACUGCUAGACCGACGGAUCUACCAUUUGCCAUUCUCUCGAGCCGUGAAGGUUGGAGGAACCGAGAUACAGCAAAUGAGAACUAUGCUAGAGGACUGCAAAAGGGACAGGGGAAUAUUCUUACUCCAGCCUGAACACAUCUUAUCUUUCAAGCUCAUGGGUAUCGAGUGUAUGCUCACAGGAAAGGAGGCAAUCGGCCGUCCCUUGGUAGAAAGCCAAGAGUACCUCAAUGCCAAUGCACGUGAUAUCGUCGAUGAGAGCGACGAGAACUUCAGCGUGAAAUUUGAGCUUGUUUAUACGAUGGGUGCACAACGCCCAACCCAAUACAGCCCAGAAAGAUGGGUGUGUAUCCAUCACGUUCUGGAUGUAGUUAAAGAAGUUGUCUUGGAGAGUCGCGCUAAGCUUUCCGAUGCCCUAGAGGUUUAUCCUCCGUAUCAUGGACGUUUCCCACGGACCCGUAUUUUGCAACGGGGCGCCGCAGAUCAGAUUCUCGCUCAGGUCACAGAGCGUAUAUGCAAAACAGGCUUUACCGGCUUUCCCAUUAUAAGGCAACGGGAGCACAUUCGUCAAGCAAUAAUCAGAUACAUUACCGAGGCUGAACCAUCUAUCGGAGACAUUGCCCUCGUCGAGGAUACAGGCCUAAACGGAUUCUGGACUGGUGCUAGCGAACCUCUCCUUUUAUUGCGAGGUCUCAUAGCUGGAGGCGUACUGGGCUUUACUCUUGGGCAUAAACGGUGGAGAGUUGAUUAUGGCCUUGAUCCAAAUAGGCAACCGAACACUCAACUCGCGGUACCAUACAGAGCGAAAGACAACCCGUCACUAAGGUCCGAGUUCAGCCACCCAGACGUUGUUAUUAUUCUCACUUCUUUGUGUUACUACUAUGGCGGGCUCAGCUACGAAGACUUAUUGCAAACGUUUAAGCAUCUGGUUAGGUCAUACCAGGCCGACCAGGAGUUUGGCGUGUGGGUUAAGGAUGCAAAUGAUCUAUCCGAGAACUUCAAAACCUUGGUAGGCAUUAACCUCGAAGAUAGCGAAUGUACGCAAUCUCUAUUCAGAUCAUUUCGACAUGCCAAAGGUGUCAUAGACUAUUUCUUAGCUCACUUAGUCUUCCCAAAGGAGAUGAAAGAGUUUCCGAACAGGCUUUCCGCCUCCGGCUGGGAUAUAGGCGAAGUUAAGACCCAUAAAAUGACGGGAUUUAGCGGCACAAACGACUCUCGCCAGGUACUACCACUUGAUGUUAAGCAGCUGGAUCUGAAAACCCAGAAACAUACCAACGCAUUGGUCUUAGAUAAUUUGCUCCGUCCUGAGAAUUCUGUUACGCUCCUACCACCGCGCCAGGAGAGUGAAAAAUCGGUCGCCGAGGUACUACUGAAUACUAUUACAAAGCUCGAUCCACCCACGCGAGUAAUACUGGAUGUUGGGGCUCAGAUACUGGAGCUCGACAACUUUGAAGUGGCAAGGACGUGGUUACAGAAGACAUCAGACGACACCCAAAUUGAAGCAGCCAUUUUUGUGGACGACCAUGACGAGAUUUGCGUCCUUGAUAGAAAGGGGCAUUUCGAGCCUCUUCAUACUUCCUCAUUUGCAUCACGGCUUGAUGUGUGUGUUGUUUUCUUGGACGAAGCGCAUACCAGAGGCACUGACCUGAAACUGGCAAGAAAUUACCGUGCAGCCGUUACAUUGGGGGCAAAUUUAACGAAGGACAGAUUAGUGCAAGCUUGUAUGCGGAUGAGGAUGUUGGGAGAGGGACAGUCGGUAGUAUUCUGCGUUCCUGACGAGAUCCAAAGAAAGAUUCGAGCGUGGAGAGCUGAUGCAGGGCUGCCCAAAGAUGAGGAUAUCUCAGUCUUAGAUAUCUUAGACUGGUCAAUCGGCGAAACUUGGAGAGAUAUCCAUAAGAAUAUGGCAUUAUGGGCAAAACAAGGUCGUCGCAAUAUACAGCACAAGAAAAUAUGGGCAGAUGCACGUUCUGAUCAGCAGAUAAAUCUCACUAAGGCCCUAGCUGAAAGAUAUCUUGAAGAUGAAGCCAAGACAUUGGAUUAUCGGUAUCGGCCUCGUGGGGAUAUCAACACGUCGUCGCAACCGGCGGAUACGGAAGCCACGGACCCAAUAACCUUGCGUUGUAAGGAGUUCAAGAAUCUAAGGCUCGAUUCGGCCGAUCUUCAAGAAGAGGAAGAACGCGAGCUAUCUCCGGAAAUCGAACAGGAGAGGGAAGAUCAAAGACCACCCCCGGCAGAACCGGCCAUGCAUAAAAUUCACGACGAUAUCAAAAGAUUUGUCGAAUUUGGCACCAUCCGCGAAAAGUCUACUGGAUAUAUGCCUGCAUUCCUUUCCCUGCGCGAUACUUCAUCGGGGGCUAGUUUCGACGUGUCCCAGUUUCGUACCGGUUUACUUGUCUCUAGUGACUUCGCAAACACUGUCAAGCGCCGCAGCACGUCGGAUCAGUUAGAUUCAUACCAACGUGCUAUUCAAUGGAUUCUGACAAGUACGCCCCUUAGCGAUGAGGACUCUGCGGAUCGCCCCAUAAAGUACAUGAUGGUCAUCAGCCCAUUUGAAGCAAACGACCUAUUGCCGCUGAUUGAGAAAUCUAACAUUACCGCCUUGCAUAUAUAUGCACCCCGGGCGAACUCAAGCUACCCUAAUCUCGAUAAAUUAGACUUAUACACGGUACCCGAGAAGCUGGCGUCGCGCAAGAUGCCGCAAAGUCUUAUCACCGAACUAAACUUGUUCGCGGGGCAGCUGUAUUUUAGCUCAUACGAAGAAUACGUGGGUGUGUGCCGGUUUCUGGGCAUUAGCUACAGCACACCCGGCGAGGAAGAAGAGAUCACGGCCGAGGGCUUCAUAGCCAAAGACAGCGCCGGUAGGAUUGGCGGGGAGUCAGGCUUAAGGAGCAGCCCGGUAACGUUCUUCAAGAUCCUCCACACGAAGAUCCGGCGCAAUUGCGAGAGCAUUGAGAAGACGCAUAUGGGAAAGCUGCUAGGUAAUCAGCUACUGAAGCCUCAAGAUUUCGAGUAAUGGUAGGAUAUACAUGGUUGAGCCAUGUGGACAGAUAAUGAGCUAGAUACCGGUUACCAAUUGAUAAUGCCAUUACCAUAACAUUUUCAUCAUAUAAAUCUUUAUAUUAUCCCGUAAGGUUAACCCAUA
Messenger RNA from Daldinia caldariorum, 9747 nucleotides. RefSeq lists its product as uncharacterized. Lineage: Eukaryota; Fungi; Ascomycota; Sordariomycetes; Xylariales; Hypoxylaceae. Bases 175 to 9618 code for a protein of 3147 amino acids. The record is from RefSeq and is a predicted model, not a curated record. The transcript has 4 exons.